Molecule: messenger RNA, 3933 nt
Organism: Plutella xylostella (diamondback moth)
Lineage: Eukaryota; Metazoa; Arthropoda; Insecta; Lepidoptera; Plutellidae
Gene: Uba1
Product: ubiquitin-like activating enzyme 1
Biological process (GO): protein sumoylation
Cellular component (GO): SUMO activating enzyme complex; cytoplasm
Molecular function (GO): SUMO activating enzyme activity
Source: RefSeq, a predicted model, not a curated record
UCGAAAAAAAAACAUCUCAUGUUUCCGGCCUUCUUUGAUUGAACAGCUCUGCAAAUUCAGUGAUUAUUACAGUAUUUCGGAUCGCAAAAUUUCAAACGUUUAAUAAUAGACCGGUAACACAUCGUAAUUAUUGAUCAAAGAGGGUAAAUACAAAUCUAAAUAAAUUCACUUCCGUAAAAUUCCUCCUCCACGUUGCUUGCAGCUAACUUCAAGACAGUGAGUAAGCGAGCCUGACGAAGCGCGAAUGUCGCUUUCUAUUAUUUGAAGACUUUUCUUGAUUGAUUGUCUUGAAACGCAAAGCAAAAUUCUGGCAAAAUUGUGCGCGUACGUGCCCGAUGUCUAGUGCUGAAGUCGCCGAUAAUUCCGUUGACCCCCCGGCGAAAAAGCGGAAGCUAAACACAGGAGAUUCCCGUUCCAAUUCCUCAGCAAUGGCGAACAAUGGAACGCGCGUGGAAGACGAAAUUGAUGAGGGGCUGUACUCGCGGCAGCUGUACGUGCUGGGGCACGAGGCGAUGCGGCGCAUGGCCAGCUCCGACGUGCUGAUCUCGGGGCUGGGCGGGCUCGGGGUGGAGAUCGCGAAAAACGUGAUACUCGGGGGAGUGAAGUCGGUGACUCUGCACGACGACAAGCCGUGCACGAUCUCGGACCUGUCGUCGCAGUUCUACCUGUCGGAGGCGGCGCUGGGCAAGAACCGGGCGCAGGCGUCGUUCGAGCAGCUGGCGGAGCUGAACCACUACGUGCCGACGACGGCGUACACCGGCCCGCUCACUGAGGACGUGCUGAAGAAGUUCAGCGUGGUGGUGCUGACGGGCGCUGCGUGGGCGGAGCAGCAGCGCGUGGCGGCGCUGGCCCGCGCGCUCGGGGUGGCGCUCAUCAUCGCCGACACCCGCGGUCUCUUCUCCCAGGUGUUCUGCGACUUCGGGCCGGAGUUCACGGUGGUGGACGUGACGGGCGAGAACCCCGUGUCCGCCAUGGUGGCCGACAUCACGCUGGACGCCGAGUCCGUGGUCACCUGCCUGGACGACACCCGCCACGGCCUCGAGGAUGGAGACUAUGUCACAUUCAGUGAGGUUCAAGGCAUGACAGAGUUGAAUGGCUGUGAGCCCCGCAAGAUCAAGGUUCUGGGACCAUACACCUUCAGCAUUGGAGACACUUCAGCCUUCUCUAAAUAUGUCCGUGGAGGAAUCGUCACCCAAGUCAAAAUGCCCAAAAAGAUAGCCUUCAAGUCUUUGCAGGAAUCUUAUAAGAGUCCAGAGUUCCUGAUUUCAGACUUCGGUAAAUUUGACUACCCUCAGCAGUUGCACAUUGCGUUUGCGGCUCUCCACAGCUUCCAGGCUGGUGAAGGGCGGCUGCCCAAGCCCUGGUCUGUGGACGACUCAAACAAAUUCCUGCAGUAUGUAAAGAAUCAAGACAUCUUGAAGGAAAGUGAGAUUGAAGUCAAUGUUGAUCUGAUGGAGAUCUUCUGCAAGGUAUCAGCCGGUGACCUGAACCCAAUGAACGCAGCCAUUGGUGGAGUGGUAGCUCAGGAAGUAAUGAAGGCCUGCUCCGGAAAGUUCCACCCAAUCUUCCAAUGGCUGUACCUGGACGCUAUCGAGUGCUUGCCCAAGGACCGAGCUGGACUCACUGAGGAGAACUGCAAGCCCACCGGCUCCAGAUACGACGGCCAGGUCGCCGUCUUCGGUGCAGACUUCCAGAAGAAACUCGGGGACUUGAAGUACUUUGUUGUUGGCUCCGGAGCGAUUGGCUGCGAGCUGCUCAAGAACUUCGCCAUGAUGGGCAUCGGGGCUGGCUCCGGAACCGUCUACGUCACCGACAUGGACCUCAUAGAGAAGAGCAACCUCAACCGGCAGUUCCUAUUCCGGCCGGCCGAUGUGCAGAACCCCAAGUCUAGUACUGCGGCUAAGGCGAUAAAGCGCAUGAACCCGUCCAUCAACGUCAUCGCUCAAGAGAACCGCGUGUGCCCCGAGACCGAGUGCGUGUACGACGACGCGUUCUUCUCCGCUCUCGACGGAGUCGCCAACGCUCUGGACAAUGUCGACGCAAGGAUCUACAUGGACAGACGAGCCGUGUAUUACAGGAAGCCGCUGUUGGAGAGCGGCACGCUGGCCACGAAGGGGAAUACGCAGGUGGUAGUCCCGUUCUUAACCGAGUCCUACAGCUCGUCCCAAGACCCGCCGGAGAAGAGCAUCCCGAUCUGCACGCUCAAGAACUUCCCGAACGCCAUCGAGCACACGCUGCAGUGGGCUCGCGACGAGUUCGAGGGGCUGUUCCGGCAGGCGGCUGAACAUGCGGCCCAGUACCUGAGGGAUCCGGCGUUCUUGGAGCGGACGCUGAAGCUGCCGGCCAGCCAGCCGCUGGACGCGCUUGAGAGCGUUAGGAACGCGAUCACGGAGCGUCCGCUGAGCUUCGAGGACUGCGUGGCGUGGGCGCGGCUGCACUUCGAGAACCAGUACUGCAACCAGAUCCAGCAGCUGCUCUACAACUUCCCUCCUGACCAGGCCACAACAAGCGGCGCGCCAUUCUGGUCGGGCCCCAAGCGCUGCCCCGACCCCAUCACGUUCGACGUGAACAACGAGCUGCACGUGGACUACGUGGUGGCCGCCGCCAACCUCAGGGCCUCCGUGUACGGCAUCAAGCACAGUCGGGACCGCGCCGCCAUCGCGAAGGUCGCCGCUGCUGUUGAGGUGCCGAAGUUCAGCCCUAAAUCCGGCAUCAAGAUCGCCGUGACCGACGCGCAGCUGCAGCAGAACAGCGACGAUCUGGACCAGGAUCGCGUGCAGACCAUCCUGUCCGAGCUGCCUCCCCCCGCGCGCCUGCCCAACCUCACCAUCACCCCCCUCGACUUCGAGAAGGAUGACGACUCCAACUUCCACAUGGACUUCAUCGUGGCGGCGUCUAAUCUUCGCGCGACGAAUUAUAAGAUUGCCCCCGCUGAUCGCCACCGGUCUAAAUUGAUCGCUGGCAAAAUUAUCCCAGCUAUAGCUACUACUACGUCGGUGGUGGCAGGAUUAGUCUGCAUUGAGCUGUAUAAGUUAGCUCAAGGAUUCAACACCUUAGAGGUCUUCAAGAAUGGAUUUGUGAACCUCGCCUUGCCGUUCUUCGGUUUCUCAGAGCCGAUUGCGGCGCCAACUAACACUUACUACGACAAGAAGUGGACCCUGUGGGACCGGUUUGAGGUGAAGGGGGAGAUCACGCUCCAGCAGUUCUUAGAUUACUUCAAGAAUGAACACAAGCUGGAAAUCACUAUGCUGUCGCAGGGAGUCUGUAUGUUAUACUCGUUCUUUAUGCCUAAGGCUAAGCGGCAGGAGCGACUGGGCCUGCCCAUGUCAGAAGUGGUCACCAGGGUGUCCAAGAAGAAGCUGGAGCCCCAUGUGAAGGCGCUAGUGUUCGAACUCUGCUGCAACGACGAAGAAGGAAAUGAUGUAGAGGUUCCCUACGUCAAGUACACCCUGCCUUAGCCGAUAAAGGACAAGAUGCAAAAAAAGUGUUUCAAAUCGACGCGUGGCAAAGUAGAAUUGUGAAAAAGCAUUGCAUUUCGGAAGCAUUUCAAAUAGAGGGCGCCAUUAUGGUUCUACUAUAUCCGUGUCUUUGAGAUUGGCGCUGUGCGUUAGAUAUAAAUUAUCGAAUUAAAUGUUUUAUAUAAUUACGGAGGGAGUGUAGUGGUGCGGAGUGAAGGACACUGGCGAGUGCCGCACGCUCGUGCAUAUUUAUGCUAGUUUUAUCUAUUUUAUUUGCUGUUUGUCUGAAAAUUACACAAAGUCACGAUACACUAGUUCCGUUGUGUUUGGUUUUCAAUUAUUUAAAUUGUCAGAUUCACUGCAAUUAAAUGCUUACAAGUGUGGAUUAAUUAACACAGUGAAUAGGUUAUUAUAAAAUUUUAAAAGAAAAUCAGAAGGGUCUGUAUAUGAAAAGAUAAUAAAUAAUAUUUGAUGA